AUGUUCUCAAGGGAAGAUAUCACCUCGAUUUUGACGGUCUGGAAAGCCCCAACGUCAGAACCAGAAUGGGAUGGGUUGGGUGUUGGGUACCCUUCUAAAACUACCGAUUCAGGCGUCGUCGAACUGUACGCCAUUGCCUGCGGGAUGAAGUUUGCCCUCGACUUCAUCGACGACGAAGCGUGUUCCGUGUCCGACCAAGAGUCCGCCGCAUCGCCCUUUUUCCCUCCGGAUUCGACACGAACCAUGUCCUAUACGCACGACAGAAAGAUGGAGGUGAUAGUAUUCACGGACUACGUGCGGGCACUCCAGCCCUUGAAGGGCACAGUUCCACACAUUGUAUUGUAG
Molecule: messenger RNA, 345 nt
Organism: Penicillium mononematosum
Lineage: Eukaryota; Fungi; Ascomycota; Eurotiomycetes; Eurotiales; Aspergillaceae
Exons: 2
Coding region: 1-345 (114 amino acids)
Source: RefSeq, a predicted model, not a curated record